AUGCACGUCAAGCGUAACUUUCAGGUUACGCACACGAGUCCUGGAUCCCAGCAGGCGCGAGCAGAGCGUCUUGAGUUCUUGCCGCAAAAGAGGAGUACGGGGAACUCGCCACGGGCCCGCGGUCCCGCUUUCACCGACAGCGCACGCGUCUCUAGUCGAGUGCAAGUAUUCCAUACUGCGCUUGCUUUUUGCUCGGUUCAGGGUUGGUUGGCAGGACGCCCUGUCUGGUCCGCAACAAGGCAGUGCUCGCAACGCCCUGCCCGUGAACGCGGUAUGCGCUACUUACGGGUGCAACGUACCAGGGGCAUCGCACUGAACCUCUACGGCAAUCAAGCCUUACCCAGUGAUGAAGCGUUGCCCCCAGGCAUGCCACCGCCGGUGUCGAGUUGGUUUCCCGGACAUAUCGCUAAGGCGAUGCGAGAGCUGCGCGACCGUCUCUCCCUGAUCGACGUUGUCAUCGAGGUCGUUGACGCCCGAAUCCCUCGAACAACGUUUCCGCAAUUCGUUCACGAUAUCCUUGGCACAAAAAGCCGCGUCAUUGCGCUCAAUCGUACGGACAUGGUGCCCGUUGCUGCAAGCCGACACUGGCUCGCUGCGUUUCGACGUGGUGCACUGGACCGCGCGAGCGCAGCGUCCCAAGUCGAGCACCAGGCGAAUGCACCCUGUUACCCAACCGAUGGUAAGCUUGGAACCGGCAUUCCUCAACUACGGCGUGCGUGCAUUGCUGCAGGGAAAACCGUGAAUGAGCGGAGGGCGCGUCGAGGCCUGCUUUCUCGACCGAUUCGUGUGGCGGUCAUCGGCUAUCCAAAUGUUGGAAAAUCAGCGGUGAUCAACCGGCUCUGCAAUCGCCGAGCAGCGGUAUCUGCUGCACGUCCCGGGGUCACGAGGCAGCUCCAGUGGGUUCGGAUCGCCCAGGAUCUGGAACUGCUGGAUACGCCAGGCGUCAUUCCACCGAAACUCGAGGAGCAAGAUGCUGCGUCGCGGUUGGCCAUGUGUGACGAUAUUGGUGAGACGGCGUACGAUGUGGAGCGCAUCGCGAGCCUCCUGAUCGACACGCUGCUGACGCUGGAUGGAUCCUCCUGGAUUGAGCAUCCGUCGCUGCCAGCCAAUGAGCGGCACGCUGUUCGAUCAAUCUUGCAACAUCGGUAUGGGUUUACGGAUUUCCAGAAUGGCGAGGAUUUUCUCUAUCUUGCGGCAAGGCAGUGCACGCAGAGGGACGUGGACAAAAUGGCUCGUCGCCUGCUGACUGACUUUCGCCAACUUCAUUUGGGGCGAAUUUGUCUGGAGCCCUGCAAAACCGACUGA
Molecule: messenger RNA, 1305 nt
Organism: Cyanidioschyzon merolae strain 10D
Lineage: Eukaryota; Rhodophyta; Bangiophyceae; Cyanidiales; Cyanidiaceae
Product: GTP-binding protein of Nug1 family
Exons: 1
Coding region: 1-1305 (434 amino acids)
Cellular component (GO): mitochondrion
Molecular function (GO): GTP binding; GTPase activity
Source: RefSeq, a predicted model, not a curated record